This is a messenger RNA of Aureobasidium pullulans EXF-150, 1808 nucleotides long. Its product is annotated as Mob1/phocein. Bases 96 to 1721 code for a protein of 541 amino acids. Lineage: Eukaryota; Fungi; Ascomycota; Dothideomycetes; Dothideales; Saccotheciaceae. The transcript is spliced from 2 exons. Gene Ontology annotation, cellular component: cytoplasm. The record is from RefSeq and is a predicted model, not a curated record.
AAUCACACCCGAUCGCAUGUUGACCUUUCCGAGAGCGGGAAGACGGCCUUUCUUUUUCUUCUGAGCAUCUUCUCUUGUACAGAUCAUCACACAUCAUGGCAUCUCCAUCAAGUUCGCCGCGACUGCCCAGUCCGCCGCCAAUCGCCGAAGACCAAAUCUCACCCAGCGCAGGUCUCGACAGCGAAGAGAGGAUGCUAGGAGCUUCUCAGAAGGCAGAUGUCGACGCUUCGAGGAGAAUCAGACCUGGAACAAAGGCCGAAGAUAUGCAAGAAGGACCGCCGCUGGUUGAGCUACAACAGAUCGAUUCAGCCUUCCAAUUGACCGAACACCUGAAAGCGCUACACAACGAGUUCACCCAAUCAUGCCGUGUCGCCAUGGACAAAGCUACUGCACAAUCGCUGGCCCAGCCACCGCCAGGAGUCGAUCGUGGAAUCUGGCUGUACGAGCUGUGUCGAUUCCUCACACAAAAGGCAAACGUUAUGGCUAUUGGCCUCUUUGCCGACGACCCUCCUUGCUCAGCCGCCACAUGCCCCGAGAUGCGCGCCAGUGAAUGGCAAUAUCUCUGCGCCGCCCACGAACCCCCAAAGUCUUGUUGCGCCAUCGACUACUGCUGCCACACUCUCGACUGGUGUGCUACUGCCCUUACUUCGACCAAACUGUUUCCCAGCAGACUUGGCCUGGGCACCGAGUCGCUCUCGGCCCAAGCACAGAUCCGUAAAAUGACCGAAGUCUUUCGCCGAGUCUAUCGCAUCUUCGCUCACGCCUGGUUUUCACACAGAGACGUCUUCUGGAGAGUAGAGUCCAAGACAGGCUUAUACCUCCUUUUCAAGACCGUCUGCGACGAGUAUAGAUUGAUCCCCGAAGACAACUACACCAUUCCUCCCGAGGCCGAAGGCAUCGAGACGACCCCGAUUGCCACUCGUGCUGCUCCUACAAUCCUGCAGAGAGACAGUGCUGAUUCAGAGCCCGUCGGAAAUGUUAACCUCGUAAACGGUAACACCACAAAGAGACACAGACACACCAUGAGCCACGAUCGUUCCGUAUCUGUUUCGACUGUCAUCCACGAGGAGGUCGAGGAAGAUGAAGAUGCUGAUCAGCCUAACGGGCAUGGGCCUGCUCUGCUCAGAAGAGUUGAGACAGUCCGACAUAAUGAAGAAACUCCUGCUCGACAACAUGAAGAGCAGGAGCAACAUCAAGAACAGGAGCAAGACAUUCCUGCCGAGGACCCUCCACCAUAUCCAGAAGAUACGGCUGAACCCCAACCCGAGAAAUCGCAAUCUACAGAAAACGAACCCACUACGAACACCGAUGUUGAAGUUGGAGAAGCGUCAUCCUCACAACCCACGAAAGAGAACGAGGAAGAGGCCGGAGAGACAAGCAAUUACCCAACGACCGAUCCUCCAUCGUAUGCUGAGAUAGCUUCGGCUGCCGAGUCAACGGAUGAGUCAUUAGCUGAAACUGCGUCUGCGUCUGACACGGUUGAGGAUUCCACAACAGAAGGUUCCUCUAUAGCAGAGGAGUCAAAGGAAUCAACAGAGCCUAUUUUAGCAGAAGAGGCAAAGCCAGAAGAGUCCGAGAUCGAAGUCGAAUCAGAGAAGACCGAGGCUAUGACCAAGGAGCCUGCUGUUGAAGCUGAAGAUGAUGGUGCACCAAAGCCGAAGGAUGUUGCUGAAUCAGAAGCAGCAGAUGAGACAGAGGCAACCAAGACUGUCGCCGACUGAUGAUAAAAGUCCCUCAUGAUGAUGCAUAUCACCCUUUUAACUACAUUCAAUUCAAAUAGAUACCCUUUGUAGCCAAGCCUUUGUCGC